GCAAAAAGCGGUAAACCACGAUUACUUGUUUUGUGUUGAAGAAACAUACUAUAAUGCAAAUUUCAAAAUUCACUGAUUCCUGGCUUGCAAGGUGUAACGGUUCUCUUCCAAUUUCUUGGCCUUUCCUCUUGCCAAAUCCUGGGAGAGCAAAAUGCAGACCAAAUUUCUCUUCGAUUUACAGGGUUUGAGUCCAGAUCCAAAUUUCUUCUGCAAAUCAAGCCAAAUACCACGACAAUCCUCCAUUUCACACAACAUAUGCUCGGUAUCCAGCCUUUCACACACCCUGCGUUGUCGCACCGCUAAGUUAUCAUCCCAGAUCAAUGUCCGCAGGCGAAUCGCAUCUGUAUUGAAGAGGAAAAAGAAAUCCGGAUCUUCGCGGUCGACUAAGAUCUUGUUGCAGUCGGCUUACUUGGUAGCUUCCAAUCUCAAGAUCUUCCCAGAGCCGUUUGAUUCGCUGAUACGAGAAUUUAUCGGUGGAAAUGGGGGUGGAGGCGUUUUCCUUAAGGGCUAUGGAGGGGAAGGUUCCGGCGGGAGAAGGAGCGGGAAAAGAAACUGGAUUGUUAUUGUUAUGGGAAUCAUUGUCAUUGUAGGUCUCGCCUUGUCACUGGCAUUGUGGAAAGAGCUCGAUUUAGAUAUGGUGAUUGUUGGUUUGGGGCUGUGCCUAUUUUUGCUGUCAGUCAAUGUGUGGAGAAGAAAAGUUCUGGAUUGGGUUUUGGGGUUCUGCUGCUGUGCAUUUGGAGGUUUUGUCUUCAAUGAAGAUUUGCAGAGAGGGGUUAAGUUUCUGGAGGCCAUGAAGAUUGCCAAGAGAAGGAAAAGAAGAUGCUCUUGAGAAGAAAGGGAGUGUUCUAUAGGUAAGAAAAUGUUCUAUUUUCAUUCACUAAGAGGAAUUCUCACUUAUGUGCUUAAAGUGUUUGCUGAUUUGCGGCUGUGAGAUACUGAGAUGUGCCUACCGAGUAUAUAUGUCAAUGCAGCUCCAUUUUUUUCAUAUAGAUAUUAAUUGUAUAAUGCCAUUGAGCCAUUGAGGACUUUGUUUUUUUCUAUUAUUGAGAAUGCAGAUUUUUUUUCCUGAUAUAGUAGUAGGAGCCUAUCACGAAUGAAUGAAUGAUAUUAUAUUGGGAGUUUUAUUUAAUUUGUACUUCA
Molecule: messenger RNA, 1140 nt
Organism: Cuscuta epithymum
Lineage: Eukaryota; Viridiplantae; Streptophyta; Magnoliopsida; Solanales; Convolvulaceae
Source: the annotation of a GenBank genome assembly